CGGAGCAGGGCGUUCUCCCUUCUCCGGGGCAGAUCACGCACGCACACAUAUGCACAAAUACACUCGCGUGCGCGCGCUCCCACACAGGGGCGCAGACAUUAGCCUGGCUAGGCUCAGCCGCGCCCCCACCCUGCCAAGCUGUGUGAUCUGCACACACGGGAAAGCGCCAUCCACCCACGUGCUGGGGGCGGGGUCCCGGCAGCCCACAGCACCUCCAGAAGGCACCUAGCAGGUAGGAGCAGUUGGGACCCUCUGUCCAAGCCACAUCCUCAGUCCCAUUGGUGGUGGUGGUGAGGGGGGACCGGCGUGUGUGAGAGGAAUGGAAGAGGGUCGCUGACAAGGGUCAACUCUGAGCGGCAGGUUGGAGCCCUAACCGAGGAGAUUGCAUGUGGAGAGGAGAGACAGGUGUGGAAACAAAGGGAGCAGGUUGGUAGUCAAAAAAGCAAAGAGAGACCGAGAGAGACAAGCUAAACAACAGAGGGCAGUAGAGGCACGGACGAGAAAAGGUUGUGGGGGACAGAAAAGGGAAGAUGUCUGUCUGGGGUCGAGAAAGAAGAGGUGGCCGAGACGGUCACAAGACAGGUGUGAAGACAUAGGGUGCACGCGAGAGACUCAUGAGCAAGAGGAUGUGAAGGCCCAGCAGAGGUACCGGGGCAGGUUUUCCACUUUACCGGCAAGAAUGGUGGUGCAAGGGGUCCCAUGAGGAGGGAGGAGCCGCUGUGGAUUCACAGAUCACAGGCCGCCCUCGCUGGGCCACGGGAUCCCGGACCUGUAUCCCAUGGACCGGCACCGCCCGGACUUCGUUUCUGUGCGUCAGUCCCUCCCGUUGCCUUGGCAACAGGUUCGUUGCCCAGCAACCAGCACUGCUAUCACCGGUGCUGCCUGGAGCCUGGCGGUAGCUCAGGGCAACAGUGGUCUGCUGGUUCCCACGCCUGCCUGCGCCCAUUUCCGGUUCAAGCCCUUGGGAAGAGCAAGGAAGGGGUAGAAGAGAAUGGAUGGGAAAGAGAAUGGAUGGGGUGGCAUACCGUGGGAGUAUCCCUUUGUGAUGGAAUUGGGUCACCCAAAGCCCGCCAUUGGCGUGAAGAGGCUGAGAUUAACUCCCAGUGUGCAUCAAAAAUCAAUGGGACUUAGGGUUCUUUGAUGCGUGAGAAAACUCAUUGGAUGCUUUGGGUAGGAGUGGGGUUGGGGGAUAGAGUAUUUGGGUACCUCUGCAGGAAGCACCGCAGGACCCCGACGCCAUGUUCCUGGAACCCCCGACCCCAGGGUCUCCAGCACCUGAGAAACCUCCAGACUCCAGCCGCAUCAGGCAGGGCGCAGUGCCUGCCUGGGUCCUGGCUACCAUCGUGCUGGGCUCAGGCCUCCUGGUCUUCAGCAGCUGUUUCUGUCUCUACCGGAAGCGCUAUCGAAGACGGAUAGGCAAAAAGAGUCAGGCUCAAGCCCAAGUCCAUCUUCAGGAAGUGAAGGAGCUGGGCCGGAGUUACAUAGAUAAGGUUCAGCCUGAAAUAGAGGAGCUGGACCCCUCACCCUCCAUGCCAGGACAGCAGGUAUCAGACAAGCACCAGCUAGGCCGACUGCAGUAUUCACUGGAUUAUGACUUCCAGACUGGCCAGCUCUUGGUGGGCAUCUUGCAAGCUGAGGGACUGGCGGCAUUGGACCUAGGAGGUUCCUCAGAUCCCUAUGUUAGUGUCUAUCUGCUGCCAGACAAGCGGAGGCGACAUGAGACCAAGGUGCAUCGGCAGACCCUGAAUCCACACUUUGGAGAGACAUUUGCCUUCAAGGUCCCAUACGUGGAACUAGGGGGCAGAGUGCUAGUCAUGGCAGUGUAUGACUUCGAUCGCUUCUCCCGAAAUGAUGCCAUCGGGGAGGUGCGCGUGCCUAUGAGUUCAGUGAACCUAGGGCGGCCAGUGCAGGCCUGGAGAGAGCUGCAGGUGGCUCCCAAAGAGGAGGAGAAGCUGGGGGAUAUCUGCUUCUCUCUCCGCUACGUCCCCACGGCCGGGAAGCUCACCGUUAUUGUCCUGGAAGCUAAAAACCUGAAGAAAAUGGAUGUGGGAGGACUCUCAGAUCCCUAUGUCAAGGUGCACCUGCUCCAGGGAGGUAAAAAGGUUCGGAAGAAGAAAACCACCAUUAAGAAGAACACUCUGAACCCCUAUUACAACGAGGCCUUCAGCUUUGAGGUGCCCUGUGACCAGGUGCAGAAAGUCCAGGUGGAGCUGACUGUUUUGGAUUAUGACAAACUGGGGAAGAAUGAGGCCAUCGGGAGAGUGGCGGUGGGCGCAGCAGUCGGUGGGGCUGGCCUACGCCACUGGGCUGACAUGUUGGCCAACCCCAGGAGGCCCAUUGCCCAGUGGCAUUCUCUGCGGCCCCCUGACAGAUCCAGGCCAAUGCCUGCACCCUGAUUUCCAACAGGCAAGCACCUGACCCCGGAUACCUUGCUCCCAGCCCGUUAUCCUUCUCCCCACAUGCCUCUCCCUACUCCCCAAACAUUGCAUUCAUUCCCACCUCCACAUUGGAAAUGUUUCCCACUUCCAUCCAGUGCCACUCCAAUACCCAGAAACCACAGUGAUCCUGCGGGGAGGUGGGAAAGUCUGGCAUCCCCUGCCCCAGGGUCCUACCCUCUGCUUUGACAAUCAGCUGUGAAGCCUCGGACCUCCUUUCUCCCAGUCUCUUAGCUCUUCCUACACAGCUUGACCCCUGUGCUGCUCCUGGGGCCAAAUAAAUACUCAACAGCUUGGAGGCCCA
Mastomys coucha (southern multimammate mouse) is the source of this 2739-nucleotide messenger RNA. It is a transcript of the gene Syt5, whose product is annotated as synaptotagmin 5. Gene Ontology annotation, biological process: regulation of dopamine secretion; calcium ion-regulated exocytosis of neurotransmitter; synaptic vesicle endocytosis. The transcript has 8 exons. Gene Ontology annotation, cellular component: synaptic vesicle membrane; dense core granule; axon. Lineage: Eukaryota; Metazoa; Chordata; Mammalia; Rodentia; Muridae. The coding region runs from base 1239 to 2396 and encodes 385 amino acids. The record is from RefSeq and is a predicted model, not a curated record. Gene Ontology annotation, molecular function: calcium ion binding; phosphatidylserine binding; calcium-dependent phospholipid binding.